Messenger RNA from Pollicipes pollicipes, 516 nucleotides. RefSeq lists its product as uncharacterized. The transcript is spliced from 5 exons. The record is from RefSeq and is a predicted model, not a curated record. NCBI's taxonomy places the organism in Eukaryota, Metazoa, Arthropoda, Thecostraca, Pollicipedomorpha, Pollicipedidae. Bases 187 to 516 code for a protein of 109 amino acids.
CGUGCUGUUGAACCGACGGCGGUUCGCAGUACGCCGUUCGAGUGUCGGCGUGCUGUUGUGGUCGAUAGAUAGCCGGCGAGCGUGGCCGCCGCGGCCAGGGAGGUCACCGGAGCUGUCUGACGACGCGACGGCAGUUCGUGGGCCGUGCGUCGGCCAGCGGCCGGCCCGAGCCCCGUGAAAUGAGAGAUGAGACGACUCGGCCUCCUGGCGAUGACCUCAGACCGGCCCGUUGGUCUCCCUGCGCUGCUGUCGCUGCUGCCAGUGCUGGCGCUGCUGGCGGUGACGCCGGCCGCGGCCAGCCCGACCACGCCGCGAGCCAUGUUGGUAGCGUCGGCUGAGUUGGCCAACACCACCACCACCGUCGCCCCCGUAACGCCCCAGUCGACCGAGGCGCCGGUGGGCGGGUACGUGCGCACCCGCGACGGCCGGCGCGUGGCCGCCGUCCGCCGGAGCGACCUGCUGCGCUUCCGCCGCCUGCUGCAGGUGCAGCUGACAUUGGAGCCAGCAGUGGAGUGA